AUAGAAAAGGGCAAUUCUUGAAUAAGAAUCUCUAAUCUUCUUCCUCUCGUUCCUUUAUCUGAUCCCUGUUGUCGGUUACUCUGAUCCGACAAUAGCUCAUUUGCUCACAUCAAUUUACUUUUUCAGUUCUUUUCACGUUUCAUCUCGGAUUCUUACCUAUUUUUUUAUACGCACGUUUAUUAUUUUUCGAUCUUUAUCACAUGAAUUUUUUUUAUUCUGAUUAAAUCUGAUGAUCAGUUUUAGAGAAUCAACUAAGCUUAUCAUGAUCAAGCUGUGAUCGGUGAUUGAAGAAGCUCUCUGUUUGUUGAUCGCUGUGAGAUUGUGAUUUGGCGGCUUUCAGGUCUUUGCGGACUUAAGAGAAUGGGAUCAUUACAAGGACCUGUUAUUUGCCCUGCUGUUCGUGCCAAACAAGCAGGACUUUACACUGUGCCUGUCAAUGGGCCUUUGAAGAAGACUAACAUUUUUAGAAGUGAGUUUUGGGGGUUCAAGGGAUUCAGUUGUAGCAAGACAAAGGUGGGUGUUUUUAAUCGUCUACUAAAGGCGCAAAACUGCAAAAUUGUGCAGUGUGCUUUCAGUUCUUCCUCAAAUGGUAAUGGAAGCAUGGCUGAGAACUUCAAUGAGAAUGAUGAAGACUAUGUUAACUCGAGUAUUGUUGAAGCUGUUGAGGUGAGAAGUGGAGCAGAUGGUUUCAUGAUCAAAAUGAGGGAUGGUCGACACUUAAGAUGCAUGCAUAACAACCCUCAGGGUGGACAUCUACCAGACUAUGCUCCUCAUCCUGCAAUUGUUUUGAAGAUGGAAGAUGGCACUGGUCUUCUUCUCCCAAUAAUUGUUUUAGAAAUGCCGAGUGUGUUGCUCAUGGCAGCAAUUCGCAAUGUGCAAAUUGCUAGACCAACUCUGUAUUCAGUGAUCAAGGAGAUGAUUGACAAGAUGGGUUACGAAGUAAAACUUGUUAGAGUUACCAAGAGAGUGCAUGAAGCAUAUUUUGCACAGUUAUACCUUACAAAGGUGGGUGAUGACACACAACGUGUCAGCUUUGAUCUUCGACCUUCAGAUGCCAUCAACAUUGCAGUGAGAUGCAAGGUUCCAAUACAAGUCAACAAAUACUUGGCAUAUAGUGAUGGAAUGAGGAUUGUUGAAUCUGGAAAACUGUUGACUCAGUCCCCUGCUUCAGAUGGCUUGUUAUUUACUGAACUGGAUAGGCCUAGUGGUCAGCCUUGUCUUGAUACAAAGGAGUUCAAUCUUGUUUGCAACAUGUUGAUAGCUGCUGUUGAGGAGCGUUAUAGGGAUGCAGCACAAUGGAGAGACAAGCUUGGUCAACUUCGCGCUAAAAGGAACUUGAGGAAAUUUACAUGACAGAUCAUUCUAAAGAAUUUAACUUGUAAAUAGAAACAUUCUUGGAAGCUAAAUGAGGUUGGCCUCACUGCUUAAAUCAAUCAUGUAUCUACAUUCUAUACCUUUCUACCAAGAUAUGUGUAGUACAAUAUGUGAAUAUUUAUGUAUAUAAACUUCCAACCGGUUGUUAUGUUGAAGUACUUGACAUUAGUUA
Molecule: messenger RNA, 1546 nt
Organism: Mangifera indica (mango)
Lineage: Eukaryota; Viridiplantae; Streptophyta; Magnoliopsida; Sapindales; Anacardiaceae
Product: bifunctional nuclease 1-like
Exons: 11
Coding region: 361-1353 (330 amino acids)
Biological process (GO): protein ubiquitination
Cellular component (GO): nucleus; VCB complex
Molecular function (GO): nuclease activity
Source: RefSeq, a predicted model, not a curated record